AUGGAUCCUCCUCAGAUGGUCACAUACGUUGUGGUUCCAAAUCGUGACCUUCUUCUUGAUCACAUGAAACACACAAGAGAGUUCAAAAUGGAGACGUGCCAAUGGUUGGCUAGCAAGCAGGACAUUCACAAUUCAAAAGUUGUAUAUCUUGCUUUAGAGAGCGCAGGCUCGGAUUCAUUUGAAGCAUACUGGACAAAGAAUGAAAAAUUCAUCAGCCGCAUUUGCUUCGAUGAGAUCCAUCAGAUGCUCUCUCAUGCCGAGUUUCGUCCUGCCUUUAACAAGCUUCAAAGGCUUGCAAAGAUGAGGGUGCCUCAUAUAUAUCUGACUGCAUCAUUACCUGUGCGUAUGGAAGAACAUCUCCUCCUGAAAUGCGGGCUGCCAUCAACCACUCCUAUCAUUCGAAGCCCAACCAACCGUACCAACAUCAGUUACAACAUCAUCAGAUGGGAUAACCGAGUCACUACUGAGCUCCAUCUGCUCACCAAUCUCGUCAAUCUGCUGACAGAGCAUUUUCUGGAGGGGGGAGACAUCGGCAUCAUCUUUGCUGAAAGCAAGCACAAAGUCAAUCUCAUCAGUAAAGCAAUCACACACUGUAAGUCGCAUGCAGACAUGAACUUUAGGGAGCGUGCAGAGGACUUCAGAAACUGGAGCAAGGGGAUCAGGAGAUGGAUAGUGGCCUCCACAACAUUGAUACAUGGUAUUGACCUCCCUAACGUUGGAGCUGUCAUCUUUCUUGGGCCAGUGUUUGGACUUUUGAACAUUGUGCAGGGUGGAGGACGCAUACUGCGGAGCGGGAGGUUUGGACACUGCAUAGUCCUUACAGAGAGCCGGACGGAGCUUAUCCUGCUCACAGGACCAGAAGACCAUGAUUUUGACUGUGAAUGGGAAGGGAGAAAAUGGCUCAGGAACAAUACGGUCUGCCGCAGGAUAGAGCUGUCAAGGACUAUGGACGGCAAGGUCAAGACAUGCCAUGAUCUUCCAGGAUGCUUCUUUUGCGACAUCUGCAAACCAGAUAGUGACCUGCUCACUUCGAUUGAUGCUAUUAUCAAAGAUCCUGGUGUUCCUCAGGAGGGAGAUACACCGUCCAGCAGCACUUCUUGUGCAGAUGCUGGCAGUUCUGAAAACGAUGAGGAGAAUGACAGAUGGGUACCUAUCAGCUCACUCACAAACCGCACAUCCACAACGGACCCUGACUGGCUUUCCAAUGCUGAUACCCCUUCGCAGGAAUCUCACCCUGUCUCCUCAUCAGCUGAGGUCUCUGCACCUCCUCCUCCUCCUCCGUCUGCUGCACCGAAUGCGCUGUCACCUGCUUCCCGUAGGCCUGCCAAGGCAUGUGCUGCUAAUGUGAUGACACAGUUCAGGCGGCAAGCAGUGCUGAACAAUGCAAAGAAGGCACCCGUAACACUUCCAGGUGAUGUGUCUACCUCAGUUGCAUAUGAUGCAGCACUUGUGCAGGCGAAUGAGCAAGUGAAACAUGCAAAAGUGAAAAUCUUAUCAGAGGCCAUCCAGAAGCUAGAAGGAAAAUGUCCUAUCUGUUGGGCAUCGAAGAGUGAGAUCUUCACUCUUGUACCGGGUGUCAAGCAUACACCCUUUCUUGCAUGCAGAGCAGGUCAUUCUUAUGUUCAUAACGCCUUUGGAUGGAUAGACUUCAAAAAGCGGCUGAAAUUCACCAAGUACCAAUAUUGCUAUAUGUGCGGUGUUCCUCAAAAGCCCUAUCUUCCUGAUGGGCAUCCUACAGUUGGAUGUACUCUUGAAGAACCAAACUGCCCCGUCCCAGACUUCAUUGUACUCAUCAUAUGGCACAUCCGUCAAUCUCCUGCAAUCUGGUCACAAGCAAUACGGUGUCCACGGUUUCUUGGAUUGACUAAAGACAUUGGUCUCACUGAAUUUACGGCAUGGUGCAUGACCCUGAAGGACAAUAGAUCAUUCCACAAUGCUGUGGAACUGGUGAUUUGGUUCCUGCAGGAGCGGGCUUCUGCAGACCGGCGCAGCCUGGAAUUGAAACUGAAAAGAUCUUUAUAG
This is a messenger RNA of Desarmillaria tabescens, 2022 nucleotides long. Its product is annotated as P-loop containing nucleoside triphosphate hydrolase protein. Gene Ontology annotation, molecular function: 3'-5' DNA helicase activity; four-way junction helicase activity. The transcript is spliced from 2 exons. NCBI's taxonomy places the organism in Eukaryota, Fungi, Basidiomycota, Agaricomycetes, Agaricales, Physalacriaceae. The record is from RefSeq and is a predicted model, not a curated record. Gene Ontology annotation, biological process: double-strand break repair via homologous recombination. Gene Ontology annotation, cellular component: nucleus; chromosome; cytoplasm. Bases 1 to 2022 code for a protein of 673 amino acids.